AUGCAGUCUGGUCUUCAAACUCAACACUCCGGUCCAAGAUUAGAAUGCUGUCUGGCCCGUGUUGCCCCAUGUUAUGUUGUGUGUCCACUCAGCAUUCCCACCCUCCUUCGCGUGCUCAAUGCACCAGACAUCUUUUUCGGGAUACGAGCGGCCACUGCCGUUUUAAAUGGCUCGUGGUUGGUCAAUGCUGGUGAUGGAUGGGGUGGUUGCUGGCAACAAGGUUUCGACUUUGCCCGCGCCAGCGUGGAGCCGCAUGUCGCCUCUUCGUAUUUUCAUCGUCAACUUUCUCCCAGCUCCGCUUCACGUGAGGGGGCAUCAGCUCACUGCGAUCCGGAGUACCUGGUAGAAACGGACGAGAACGAAUCCAAGCGAAUCCUCAAGCAGUGA
This is a messenger RNA of Pochonia chlamydosporia 170, 387 nucleotides long. RefSeq lists its product as hypothetical. Lineage: Eukaryota; Fungi; Ascomycota; Sordariomycetes; Hypocreales; Clavicipitaceae. Bases 1 to 387 code for a protein of 128 amino acids. The record is from RefSeq and is a predicted model, not a curated record. The transcript has a single exon.